AUGCCAAGCGCAGCCUUUCCCACCCUUCGGGUUGCUAUCAUCGGAGGUGGUCCGGGGGGGCUAAGCUCUGCCAUAGCGCUCUCAAAGCUCCCGAACGUCGCAGUAACGAUAUAUGAACAAGCGAGAGAGCUACGCGAGAUCGGUGCUGGCAUCCAAAUAGGUUACAAUUGCUGGAAGGUCCUAGAAUUACUCGACGCUGCUGCUGCGGUCAAAGGUCACGUACAAGAGACCUUUGUUCAUCGCAAUGGACUCAAUGGCGUGCCUUUGAAAGAACAAAUUUUUGUGGCGGUGGCGCCUCAAUAUCGCGGGCAACGAGUGAGAAGAACACGCCUCCAAGCAGCACUCAUUGCAAAAGUGCCAGAAGGAGCCAUAAAAUUGCGGAAGCGACUUGUCUCAUUGAACAAUAUCGAUGAAGGCGGAGCGCGUCUUGUCUUUGAAGAUGGGGAAGAGGUCAUUGCUAAUCUUGUUAUCGGAGCGGAUGGAAUCAGAUCAGUGGUCCGGCAAAGUGUUUUCCCUUCCCAUGCUAUCAAAUUCACCGGCAGGACAAUCUGGAGAGUGAUUAUUCCCAAGUCCCUCAUCGUUGAUAUCCCGGAUAUGACUUCCUCGACAGCCUGGUGGCACGGCCCCGCAGGGCACUUCUAUAACGGCUUGGUAGAUGAUCCUUCUGAAACACCUGAGGCCGAUCAGAUGUUCGAGAUAGCAGUGCACAAUGUCGUCCCUGCUGCAACAGUCAAAGAGAAGAGAUUCAGUUGGGGCAUCCCUGCUACUAAUGAAAGAGUUGAAUCACAUUUCACAGAAUACGAUCCAAGGGUACGAGAGGCACUCUCCAGGGUUCCAGAAGGACUAUGGAAAGAGUUCUCAGCUUUUGCAGGUCAAAGAUUGGAGAAAGUUACGGCUUGGGACAAAGUUGUACUCAUCGGUGAUGCGAGUCAUCCACUGACCGGGGCAUUUGGAUCAGGCGCAGCUUUUGCUAUGCAAGAUAGCUGGAUUCUUGCUCAAGCCAUUGCGCACACCCGCUCGUCCUGUCAGCCCCUUGCCUCUGCGCUUGCCAUCUUUGACUCGAUUCGAUCUCCCUAUUACCAUAGGAUGUAUGAGCAUCUCGAUAAACAAAUGAAGACCUUCCAGGAUGCAAAAGUUAAGAAUCCAGAGCAGACUUUCGAAGAAAGUUUAGAGGUGAAGAUUAAAGGGCUUGGUGGGAUCGAUACCCUUUCUUGGAUUUAUCAAAACGAUAUCCAGAUGGUGUGGGAGGAUUUUCUAAGUGCAGAGGAGAGUGCUGGAAUUCGCAAUGAAUGAGAAAUUACAGGCUGCUCAAGGGAAGAAACCAAGAGUGAUCGAGUAUCUUGUCUGGCUUUUAGGAACCGCACUUCUGUGAAAGCCUCAAAGCAACCAGUUUACACUAAAUUCAAAC
Hyaloscypha bicolor E is the source of this 1408-nucleotide messenger RNA. RefSeq names its product putative monooxygenase. The transcript is spliced from 6 exons. NCBI's taxonomy places the organism in Eukaryota, Fungi, Ascomycota, Leotiomycetes, Helotiales, Hyaloscyphaceae. Gene Ontology annotation, biological process: secondary metabolite biosynthetic process. The coding region runs from base 1 to 1293 and encodes 430 amino acids. Gene Ontology annotation, molecular function: FAD binding. The record is from RefSeq and is a predicted model, not a curated record.